Messenger RNA from Triticum urartu, 1029 nucleotides. Its product is annotated as hydroxyproline-rich glycoprotein family protein. NCBI's taxonomy places the organism in Eukaryota, Viridiplantae, Streptophyta, Magnoliopsida, Poales, Poaceae. The record is from RefSeq and is a predicted model, not a curated record.
CAAAAGCUUCGCCCCCUUUCCCCAAUGGCGCAGUCGGCUCACUCUCACACGAGCACUCGCUUACCCUAGCUUCAACGCCAGCGCGCACCUCCGCUUCCCUUUGUUCAACGAUGGCGUCCACACCGCCGCCGGUAAUCGGCAAGGCGGGAAACCUCACUGUCUUCAUCACGCCCCCGGCCACGCCGCCGCCAGUGGAUACCCCGACCUCUCGUUCGGCCGAGUCGCCAGGAUCUGAGUUUUCCACCCCCAAUUCCACUCCCCGUUCGGUGGCGUCUCCUGCGUCCCCGCCGCCGGAGCAUAUAGCCACAUCGCCUCCGCCGGCCAAGAUGGUCUCGCCGCCUCCGCCGGUCAAGACGGUCUCCCCGCCACUGCCGCCAGCCAAACUGUUCCAGGCCUCGCCAGUGCAGGUACCUCCGCCGCAGUUCGAGAAGGCAGAGUCGAGGACGGAUGGAUCGGCGUUCGGGUUCUUCUGGGACGCGGUUUUGCGCGUGCAAGAAGCGCACGCAAGCUUGGAUGAGUACAUUUCGAAUUGGUUCGGGCUGGAUCAAUCCAAGUACCAGUGGGCGCUCAACGACUAUUACGAGAGCACCGGAAAGGAGAUGGAUUCGGGCAAGGCUGCGAAGACAACGGAGCUUAGUGGUAAGAUGCAGAAAGUGUAGUGAUAUAUAUUUACGCGCUUGUCGGUAGCCAAGCUGCUAUGUGUAAAGUUGGAUUUGGAAGUGCAUGGAAGCAUGAAGGUCGUUGCCUCUUUUGCUACAACUAGCAGGAUCAAUCUGCCCGUGUCAAGGUAUCAAGUCAGUCAAAUUAACGAGUGUAAGCAAUUUAUUUGCUUCCUAAAUUGUAGUCCUAUAAUCCUUUUCUGUUUGUAUCGUGGAACACAUUAUAUUUGCAAUGGCAAGCAUUGAUCUGUUAGAAUGUUUGCUUGUGCAGUUCAUAGGGUGACAAUUUUAAUCUGCAUUAUCCAUGUCACAUUUGACCGAAAUGAAGGUACAUUUGUGUUGUAUCCGUGCAAAAAGAAGGUUAUCUAUC